This is a messenger RNA of Paramecium tetraurelia, 2278 nucleotides long. RefSeq lists its product as uncharacterized. Gene Ontology annotation, molecular function: diphosphate hydrolysis-driven proton transmembrane transporter activity; inorganic diphosphate phosphatase activity. Gene Ontology annotation, cellular component: membrane. Gene Ontology annotation, biological process: proton transmembrane transport. The transcript has 7 exons. The record is from RefSeq and is a predicted model, not a curated record. NCBI's taxonomy places the organism in Eukaryota, Ciliophora, Oligohymenophorea, Peniculida, Parameciidae.
AUGGAAUUUGUAACAGCAUUAGUGUUCAUUUUCAUCGCCUGUGCUUGUGGCAUAGUUUGGGCCAUAUUCAAUUGGAUGGCUGUGCACAAACUGGAAAUCCAUCACAAACAUGAAGGAUUAACAGAAUUACUUUAGGGAGCAGAAUAAGAAAAGAUUGAGACCUUGCUCGAGAUAGGAGAACACAUAUAAGAUGGUGCAUAAGCAUUUUUAAAGGAAGAAUAUUCAGAUUGCUCUGUAUUUUUAGCAGUCAUGGCAGUAUUGUUGAUUUUUAUUUCCCCAUGGUCAUCUUUGGCUUUUGUAUUGGGAGCAGCAACAUCGAUGCUUUGUGGUUAUUUGGGUAUGGCAAUCGCAACAGCAGCAAACUAUAGAACAGCAUUUUCAGCCAUCACAUCUUUAGCGAAUGCAUUUUAAAUGGCCUAUAGAGGAGGAUGUGUGAUGGGAUUCUUAUUGGUUUCGAUAUCAUUGGCAAUUCUCUCACUAAUCAUAAUUAUAUACAAUGCUAUAAUUGUUAAAAGUGACGAUAACAAUUAUGAGGACUUGGUAAGAAUGUUUGAUUAUGUUGCUGCUUAUGGAUUGGGUGGAUCAACAUUUGCCUUGUUUGGUAGAGUAGGUGGUGGAAUAUAUACAAAGGCUGCAGAUGUUGGAGCCGACUUGGUUGGUAAGGUCGAGAAGAAUUUACCAGAAGACAGUCCUAAAAAUCCAGCCACAAUUGCAGAUAAUGUGGGUGACAAUGUUGGUGAUAUUGCAGGAAUGGGAGCUGAUUUGUUUGGAUCAUUUGCUGAAUCUACCUGUGCUGCCUUAGUAGUUUCAUCAACUCAAUUAAGAGUCCCAUCUGAAGGUGGCUAUUCGAUUGAAAUUGGAUAAUUGAUGUAUCCUUUGAUGGUUUCAGCAUUCGGAAUUGGAAUCUGCAUAUUAGUAUCUGCUUAUGCUGUUUACAUUUCAAAAGUAAAUCAUAUUAACAAAAUUGAAUCUACUUUGAAACUUUAAUUGUUACUUUCAACUAUCGCCUUAUCCCCAAUUAUUAUCGGCAUUGCUUAUUGGGCUCUACCUGCUGAUUUUGUAAUGAUAGCUGCAGAUGGUUCAGUUCAAUUAGCAGAUCUAAAGCCAUAUCAUGCCUUCAUUUGUUCCUUACUCGGGUUAUGGUCAGGAUUGUUGAUUGGUUAUUUCACUGAAUAUAUGACUUCACAUUCUUACACUCCCGUAAGAGAAGUGGCCAAGUCUUGUGGUACAGGAGCAGCCACCAAUAUUAUUUAUGGUCUUGCAUUGGGAUAUCUCUCAACAAUAGUCCCAAUCAUAGCCAUAGCAGUGACUGCAUUAUUAUCAAUGAAAAUGCUCUCAUUUUAUGGCGUUGCAUUGGCUGCCUUGGGAAUGUUAUCCAAUCUAACUAUAGGAUUGGCUAUUGAUGCAUAUGGACCCAUUUCUGAUAAUGCUGGUGGUAUUGCUGAAAUGAGUGAAUUGGGAGAAAAUGUCAGAGAAUCUACUGAUGCCUUAGAUGCAGCUGGUAACACAACCGCAGCUAUUGGUAAAGGAUUCGCCAUUGGAUCAGCUGCCUUAGUAUCAUUGUCACUUUAUGGUGGAUAUUUAACAAGAAUAUAGACCUACAAAGUAGGCGAUGAAUUCCCAUUCUCAGAAGGUGCUAAAAUUGAUGAUCCCAUCAUUUUUGCUAUGUUGUUGAUCGGUGCUAUGUUACCAUAUGCAUUUUCAGCCUUUACUAUGAAAUCAGUAGGAAAAGCUGCUCUUUAAAUGGUCGAGGAAGUACGUAGAUAAUUACAUGAACACCCAGGAAUCUAUGCAGGAACUGAAGAACCUGACUUUAGAGCUUGUAUUGCAAUCUCAACCAAGGCAUCAUUAAAGGAGAUGAUUCCCCCAGGAUUACUUGUCAUUGUGACUCCUACUGCAGUUGGAUUACUCUUUGGACCAUAGGCUGUGGCUGGUUUAUUGCCAGGAGCAUUUGUAAGUGGAGUAUAAAUGGCUAUUUCUGCAUCAAAUACUGGAGGUGCUUGGGAUAAUGCUAAGAAAUAUAUAGAAGCUGGUUUCUAUAGAAAUGAUGCUGGUGAAGUUAAGAAGAAAGGCUCAGAUGAACACAAAGCAGCUGUUAUUGGUGAUACUGUGGGAGAUCCUCUCAAAGAUACUUCAGGACCAUCAUUGAAUAUUCUAAUUAAAUUGAUGGCAAUCCUUUCGUUAGUAUUGGCAGGAGCAUUUUGUAAAACUGGAUGGUUGUAUUAAGGAUGAUCACAUAUAAUUUAAUUUAUUCAAAUAAAUAUCAACAAUUAUUAAA